Molecule: messenger RNA, 2499 nt
Organism: Ziziphus jujuba (common jujube)
Lineage: Eukaryota; Viridiplantae; Streptophyta; Magnoliopsida; Rosales; Rhamnaceae
Exons: 14
Coding region: 445-2091 (548 amino acids)
Biological process (GO): intracellular signal transduction; peptidyl-serine phosphorylation
Molecular function (GO): protein serine/threonine kinase activity; ATP binding
Source: RefSeq, a predicted model, not a curated record
AACUUUUCAAAGAGAAGGGAAAAAAAUAAUAAAAAUAAAAAAUAAAAAAAAAUAAGAAAAAGAAAAAGGCAGAGGAGAGUGGGAUGGGGUAUGAGAAUGAUGAACACCAAGUGGUGGUAUUCUUGAGUCCUCAUUCUUCCUUCUAAACUCAGAUUCUUGGGUGUUGUGCAUUUUUUUUCUCUCUCUUUCUUUCUCUCUCUGUCUCUGUGUCUCUCCUAGGGUUUCACAUCGCUGAUGUUACUUCUGAUGCAAACCUGUUGCUCUGGAAUUCUCAAGAACAUAUGCAUUGGAUCCCUUGGAUCAAUGAUGGAUCAGUAUCUGCAGUGUCAAUUGCAUAAUGCAAUAAGUUCAUGACAAUUUCUAUGCCCUUCAGUAGUUUGUGGAAUAAAAUGGACAUUUAGAAAGAGCUGAUUCACAAGGUAUUAUAUUAGUAGAGUGAAAAAGAUGGAGGUGGUGAGGCGUUGGUUGAAUAAGUUCAAGUCAAAAGAGAAGGUGAGGUCGUCGAAGAACAAGGAAACUACAGGAAAUGGAAAAGAGGUGUCAAAAGCACCAGCAAGUGAGGAAGUGCCUUCAAAUGUAACCAAGCAGAAGGUUGCAGCUGCAAAGCAAUAUAUAGAAAACCAUUAUAAGAAGCAGAUGAAAAGUUUGCAGGAGAGGAAGGAGAGACGCAAUGUACUGGAAAAGAAGUUGGCUGAUGCUGAGGUCUCUGAAGAAGAGCAGAACAAUUUGCUCAAGUAUUUGGAGAAGAAGGAAACAGAAUAUAUGCGUCUUCAAAGGCAUAAAAUGGGUGCAGAUGACUUUGAGCCUUUAACAAUGAUAGGGAAGGGUGCAUUUGGAGAGGUUAGAGUCUGCAGGGAGAAAGCAACUGGUCAUGUAUAUGCAAUGAAGAAGCUAAAGAAAUCAGAGAUGCUUCGCAGAGGCCAGGUUGAGCAUGUGAAAGCUGAGAGGAACCUACUUGCAGAGGUUGACAGCAAUUGCAUUGUUAAGCUUUAUUGCUCCUUCCAAGAUGAGGAAUAUCUAUAUCUUAUUAUGGAAUAUCUUCCUGGUGGAGAUAUGAUGACUUUACUGAUGCGGAAGGAUACUCUGACUGAAGAUGAGGCUAGGUUUUAUGUUGGGGAAACUGUCCUAGCUAUUGAGUCAAUUCAUAAACAUAACUAUAUUCAUAGGGAUAUCAAACCUGAUAACUUGCUGCUUGACAAGAAUGGUCAUAUGAAACUAUCGGAUUUUGGGUUAUGUAAGCCACUAGACUGCAGUAAUCUCCAAGAAAAGGACUUCACUCUGGCGAACAAUCUUAGUGGGGCUCUUCAGAGUGAUGGACGCCCUGUGGUACCAAAACGCACACAACAGGAGCAACUGCAGCAUUGGCAGAGGAACAGGAGAAUGCUUGCUUAUUCUACUGUUGGAACCCCAGACUACAUUGCCCCAGAAGUUUUGCUAAAGAAAGGAUAUGGAAUGGAAUGUGAUUGGUGGUCUCUUGGGGCUAUCAUGUAUGAAAUGCUUGUGGGAUAUCCACCAUUCUAUUCAGAUGAACCCAUGUCAACUUGUAGGAAGAUAGUUAAUUGGAGAACCCAUUUGAAAUUCCCAGAAGAAGCAAAACUUUCUCCAGAAGCAAAGGACCUUAUUAGUAGACUCUUAUGUAAUGUUGAGCAAAGGCUUGGAACAAAAGGGGCAGAUGAAAUUAAGGCUCAUCCAUGGUUUAAAGGCAUCGAUUGGGAUAAGUUGUAUCAGAUGAAAGCUGCAUUUAUUCCUGAGGUUAAUGAUGAAUUGGAUACUCAGAAUUUUGAAAAGUUUGAGGAGGCUGACAAUGAAAUUCAAACUUCAUCAAAAGCAGGCCCAUGGAGAAAGAUGCUGUCAUCAAAGGACAUCAACUUUGUGGGUUACACGUACAAAAACUUUGAAAUUGUAAAUGAUCAUCAAUUACCUGGGAUAGCUGAGUUGAAGAAAAAAAGCACAAAAACUAAGAGGCCUUCCAUCAAAUCCCUCUUUGAUGACGAAUCUGCAAAGGCUGCUAGUCAACCUGUUCAAGGGAGCUUCUUGGGGAUGCUCCCCCCGCAAUUAGAAGUCCCUGAGAAACAGAAUGAAUCGAAAUGAAGUGCAUAUUUUGUUGUUUUCCUUUUUUGUUGAUAAACAUCAUAUGGCCACCAACAGAGGAUCCAACCAAAGAUUACAUCAUGAUUAGCUUUAUGCUAGAGUUGAAAGUUUUAGGGGCAAAGGUCCCGAAAACUGGGUCGGUUGGUAUAUUAGUUAGCACUUGGCUCAGGUUUGAUGGGAUUUUUUUUUUUUUUUUUUUAAAUGCCAAAUAUUUUGCUUUUUUCGAGUAUAUAUUCUUUGAAAUAGUUGUGUAUUCUUUUUACUCCACUUUGUUCAAAGUGCAAAAAUUGUAUGCAUUAGCCGCAUAAUUGUUCAUGUAUUCUAACUCGUUUUUAUGCUAAAUGUACCAAUUAAAAUGAUAUAUAUUGGAAAGGUUUGUAAUUCGUAUAACUGCCUUUUCCUUUUUCC